Bombus pyrosoma is the source of this 704-nucleotide messenger RNA. Its product is annotated as U11/U12 small nuclear ribonucleoprotein 25 kDa protein-like. Bases 149 to 691 code for a protein of 180 amino acids. Gene Ontology annotation, cellular component: U12-type spliceosomal complex. The record is from RefSeq and is a predicted model, not a curated record. Gene Ontology annotation, biological process: mRNA splicing, via spliceosome. The transcript is spliced from 3 exons. NCBI's taxonomy places the organism in Eukaryota, Metazoa, Arthropoda, Insecta, Hymenoptera, Apidae.
UGCAACCGAGAUUGAUCGGUGACAACCGCGCCCUCAAUGCACUAAUAAAUACUAUUUGCGCAUGCGUCAACUCCGUGUGAAAGGAAGUCGACCGCUUCUCAAUGUUUUCUACGUAUAAUAGUACUUUCAAUCACGAUAUAUAGAAAUUAUGGAUAAAAUUCAGUGUACAUUUCAAAAUGCUAAAUCAAAAGAAGAGCAGGAAAAUAAUUUGAUUAAAAAAGAAGAAAUAAUUGAUAAAUGCACAGAACUUGAUCAUGAUGAAUUAGUCAAGCUAACAAAAGGAGCAAUUCGCAAUAUAAUUGAAAGUGAUCCGUUACUUUCUGGUCUACCGGCGGAUGUUACUAUCGAGGAACUCAAAGCUCAAAUUGCAGUUGCACAAGGACAAGCGAUAACUUUGUAUUUGAAUCGUGGAGAAUUACCAAAACUUGGAAUUGUGGUACCCCCUCACCACACUACAGUCCUAGAUCUCAAGAAAGCUAUAAAACGACAUACAAAUUUAUCUCUGAAGAGAGAGAAAGUUAAAAAAAAGAUAAGUUGGAAACAUAUUUGGAAAAAGUAUCAUCUAUGUUUUGAGAAUGUUAGAUUAAUAAAUGACAAUGAAAAUAUAAAAGCUUAUGGAAUCACAAACAAAGCAGAAUUACAUUAUGUAAAAAGACGCAGAGAAAAAAAUAAAUUGAUAAAACACUCUUAGUUUUUGCAUAAAA